Stegostoma tigrinum is the source of this 2725-nucleotide messenger RNA. RefSeq names its product prostaglandin E receptor 3 (subtype EP3) (gene ptger3). The record is from RefSeq and is a predicted model, not a curated record. Bases 63 to 1217 code for a protein of 384 amino acids. The transcript is spliced from 2 exons. Gene Ontology annotation, biological process: intestine smooth muscle contraction; positive regulation of cytosolic calcium ion concentration; adenylate cyclase-activating G protein-coupled receptor signaling pathway. Gene Ontology annotation, molecular function: prostaglandin E receptor activity. Lineage: Eukaryota; Metazoa; Chordata; Chondrichthyes; Orectolobiformes; Stegostomatidae. Gene Ontology annotation, cellular component: plasma membrane.
UCGGCGGAAUACAGCGGGCUGGGAGCAGAGCUCCGGCACUGAGCAGGUCGCCGUGUUUGGUGAUGGACCUGCAGUGUGUGCGCCCUCAUCCCCGCCGCUGGAACCACUCGGAGGACAGCAGCAUGUGGGUCGGCGCCAACUCCAGCUCCGAGUUGCCCAGCAACAAGUCUCUCUCUGCUGCCCAAUGUGUGUCGGUAUCUGUGGCUUUCCCGGUCACUAUGAUGAUCGCUGGCAUCGCGGGGAACACGCUCGCCUUGCUGCUGGUGUACAGGUCCUAUCACAAGAAGGAAAACAAGAGGAAGAAAUCCUUCCUGCUGAUUAUCGGAGCCCUGGCUCUGACCGAUCUGGCGGGCAAACUGCUUAUUAGCCCGGUCGUUAUUUCAGUGUAUAUGAGCAACAGGGAAUGGAGCCGAGUGGACCCAUCCGGCAACUUGUGCAGCUUCUUUGGGAUCUGUAUGACCACAUUUGGCCUUUGUCCCUUGUUUUUGGCGAGUGCUAUGGCGAUUGAGCGGACCUUAGCUAUCCACGCUCCCCAGUAUUACUCCCACCACAUGACGACCAGGCUGACCAAGCUGGUAGUGCUUUCUGUCUGGCUGGGUGUAGGAGCUUUCGCCUUGCUGCCCAUUGCUGGCGUUGGGAAGUAUACUUUGCAGUGGCCGGGUACCUGGUGCUUCAUCAACACUGGCAACCAUAUCCUAGGCAACACCAUAUUUGCCUCUACUUUCACGGUGCUGGGUAUCACCUCUCUGUUGGUCACACUGAGCUGCAAUGUCGCCACUAUCCGGGCACUGGUGGUGCGCUGCAAGAAGAAGCUGACCACCUCAAACAAGCAAUGGGAAAGGAUCACGGUGGAAACGCUAAUGCAGUUGAUGGGGAUCAUGUGCGUGCUGUGUGUUUGCUGGUUCCCUCUCCUGGUACUGAUGUCGAAAAUGAUCUACACUGAAAGUUCUUCAGAUCUCUGCUACUCAUCUCCUCCAAACAACAUCUCAGGCCUAAAUAAGGAAAUGCAAACUGAUUGCAAUUUUCUCCUCACUGCCAUUAGAUUGGCAUCUUUAAAUCAGAUCCUAGAUCCAUGGAUUUAUUUAUUGCUGCGAGAAAUCCUAUUAAGGAAAGUGUGUCAAGUAGCCACUGCUUUUACUAAUUGCUCAGUUGAGGGUUUCAAGGAGAUUCCUGUAACAGUGGAACCAAGAGACCAAGUGAAGAAACAAACAACAUAAAUGAGAGAAACCAAAUUUUCAUAUUUGGGUUGAUUAUAUGAUGAGAGAAAAUCUCAUCUUUGGCUCUUUCAGUAUGAAAUAUGCAUGUGGAGCAACUCUUAGAAGUUUUUGAGUUCAUUCACUUGCUUUAUCUGAGCUGCUGACAUAUUAAAUCUAUAAAUUACACGCCAUUCCAUUAGAGAUUAUUUGAUUUACACUAUCUUUGAUUGCUGGCAAGGAACAAGUGUUCUAUUUGCCCCUCAAUGAAAAUGCAUUGUACUUGGCAAGGAGAGACAGCUCAGUUCAACACUGCACAGAGCACUUGAAUGACCUGAGAACAGAUGCCAAAGCAUGUGGUACACCUUAAGACUGCCAAGGUAAAGCUUCCAGCAAUUCCACUUAGCUGAGAGAUUGCUCAAAAAUGCAUGCCACAAUGAGUUGCCUGUUGGUCUGCUUCCCAUUUUCUGCUCCCCCAUGCCAAAGUCUCAUACUUUUCAUUUGUUUUUCUGUCCUUUCACCUGCUUUCAUACAUCGAAGCUAAAACUUAAAACUAAUAUCAACAGAUAGCUCACAUUUGAAAUUGAGGUAUAGACAAUGAUACUUGCAUAAUGACAUGAAGCAACCUACUCUCGAAAGAUGAUCAACUGGAUCAGAACUUCUGGAAUAUUUGAAUUGGCAUUUGACACAUGGGCAGAGAUCACUUAAUUGCAAUAUGUCAUGAUGUGCCCUAUGAUUGUUUACAUGCUUUGUCAAAACUGAUGCCACCCCAAACAAGAAAAUUGCUAAAAGAACCACAGGAAGAUGAGAAAAAUGAUUAUCAUAAUGAGUUGUCAUUAGAAUGCACUGCAUGAAAAGGAAGUGGAAGCAGAUUCAAUAAUAAUUGUGAAAGGAAAUAGAAUGUAUAAUUGUAAUGAGAAAGAAGAGAGGUUUUUUGGAGCAUGAGUAGUUGGAUCAGUUGGAUAUGUUUUCAGAGAGUCAGCAUAGGUACAAUGGACUGAAUGACCAUCUUUUUUGUGGUAAGAUGCUAUUAUUUCGAGAAAAUUUUCAUUUCAAAUUAAACCCAAUAACAAAAAUUUUUAAAUUGUGGGAAAUGAAAGAGAACGAAAAUAGUCUGUACACAUCUAACUUCAUAGAAAUGCCCCAGGAAUGAGCUCCAAUUUUCCUAAUAUACCUUGUUUUACAUGGCUAACAGUGGGAACACUAUCCUGACUUUUGUCCUGCAUAUGGCCAAUUAAUUGGGUUUACUGAUCCUGGUCAUUGUCAGUUAUGAUGGAUCCUCAUUCUCCACCUCUUCUCUAUUAAAUCAUCUUUCAGAAUUUACUCUCAAAGCUAGGAUAUUGUAAUUAGGGAAACAGUAACCGAUGGGAAGCGGAUUUUUGAAAGAUAGAAGAAGAAAGGUAGCAUCAAAAUAACUGAAGGAAACCUUAAAUGUCUUAUAGAACAUUACAGCACAGUACAGGCCCUUCGGCCCUCGAUGUUGUGCCGACCUGUCAUACCGAUCUCAAGCCCAUCUAACCUACACUAUUCCA